AUUCGUUCGUUUGUGAAUUGUUUGUUUGAACUUGUAAAAAAAGUUUUUAUCUUUCCAUGUUACUUGUUAGCUUUAUUUUAACGAUGUUUAAUAUUCGAGCUAUUUAUUAUGUUCAUUGAUUGAUAUUGUGUAAUAGAAACUCUUCGAAUUCGAACAUGACGUCAAGAGUUGACGCUCCUAAAACUAACGAAUUUCUACGACGUCGCAAGUUAAGACUGCAACAGGUUAGGGAACAAUCAAAGGACAUUGCUAGAAAAAUCAGACAACGUGCUAAUGUUGAAACCUUGCGGCAACUAGACAGUGUUGAUGCCAAGAAGGAACAGGAAUACUUGGAUUGCCAGGAGAAAUUAGUAAAACAUUUGGAAUUAUUGUACUCUAAGGGAUUGCAGAAUGUUGGAGUGAGCCACAAAGAAGCAUUAGAGGUCACUGACCAAGAUUGCAUAAAGAAAACAGAUCUCUCUAAAUUACGUGGUAAAGAAGCAACAGAAGUACUGAGAAAAAAAAAACAAGAAAAAUUGGAUGAGCAAAAGAAACUCUUAGAUAGAAAAUUACAAGCAAGGGAAACAGCAAAUGAAAUAAGCAGAGAAAAAUCAGCUGCAGUAUCAAAGAAUUUGACAAAGCAACUGCCAAAAAAAUGUGAAAAUAUUCCAAGUAAACCCAUAAUUCCUACAACUGAUGCAAUUAAUCAGAUUCAAGAUAGCAAACAGGAUAAUAUCAAUGUAGCAAAGAAUGACAUGGGUACACAAUGGGAAUCUGAGGAAAUACCUAAUGAAUGGAUACCAAAUGUGCCCAUACUAUCUUUACCUAAAGAUGAUAGUGUCAAAGAAUCACUUGUCCCAAAUACAGAAAAAUCAGAUAAAAGGUUAAACUUAUUUGCGUUAAGUGACGAAAUGCCAUCCAGCCUACGAGGUGGCUUCACUGGUCACACCGAAGCUCCAGCACCUGCAAAACCUGCUUUGACACUAGUAUCAGAAUACUUGCAAAAUAGAAACCUAAGGUUACGACAUACUGAACCUAGUUCAAGUAAAAAAACAGAUGACUUACAAAGUAUAAAGCAGACAAUUCUACGCACCAGAGCAGCUAGACCAGAUGCUAAUAAAGAUAAAACAUCUGUGUCUACUGAAGCAAACACUGGUCUUAGUAGAAAAAAAUCCGUCACAGUGUAUAACCAUAACACAAGGAACAUACAGGACUUGCCAUGCAGUGAUGAUAAAAUUGUAACCCGCGAUACCAGGGCAGAAGACGAUGCAUAUGCUCAAGCAUUAAAAGAAACCACUAUUGCAAACUCUUUAGAGAAAGAGCAAUUAAGUAAACAGCUAAAGGACAUGAGAACAAAAGUUGCUGUAAAUAAAAAUAAUGUAGAUAAAGAAUACAAGGACACAAUAGCUUUCUUGAACUCCAUUGCUAAACACAGGAGUGAAAAACCGAUAAAAUCGGCGUAUUUGGAUGAACAUCGUCAGGAACAGCAAAAUGAGAGACACCAAAGAAAACUUCAAGAGGAGUUUAAAAAAAUUGAAAGGGAAUGCAAUAAACACAAUUGUAAGCAUGGUAAACGAAAAUCAACACUAGCUGAAAACAAAAGAAACAAAUCAAGGUCACCAAUACAAAGAGAAAUGCGACAGGACUUUGAAUAUUCAUGGAUGCCAGUUCCAGAAAGCGAUGGUAACCUCGCUGUUCACACAAUUCCCAACAAUAAUACCAAAAAUAAAUCUGGAAACACUGUAAAAUUCAGCAAAAAUGAUAGUUAUCAUGAAUAUCGAUCAAGACAUAAGCAUACACCUCCAACUAAAGAUGUUAGCAACGAUAGACAGAACAAAAGAGUUGUGGAAACUGUUAUACUUCAGGAAAGUAUUGAUUCUGAUGUAAAUGAAUCAUCAGUUGUAUCUGAAACAAGCUCUGUUGAAAAUUUAAACCUUGAAAAAGAUAAAAAUAAUGAUGAUCCUAGACUCAAAGAUGCAGAAAGAAUUAUAAUAUACAAGAUUCUAGAAUCUAAAAAAGACAAGAAAAACAAGGAACACAAAAAAUGUAAAACCACAAGAUUUGCAAACACUUCAACAGAUGAGGUAAAAACAAAAGUCUCAGGGUCUACUGUAAAAGAAGACGAUAAAAAGCAGAGGACUAGUGAUAUAGAAAAUUCUGGUGGCGACAUACAAAGAGCUGUGUCCUUUGAACAACUACAAGAAGGUGUCUAUGAAGCUAUGAACUCUGAUGGGGACAACAUAACUUCAAUGUACUUCUCAGAAGGAAAUAAAAGGGCAGAAGUAAAGUCAAACACACCUGGACCAUGUUGUUGUUGCAGUAAGAAUAUAGAUACCAGAUGUGGCGGGUACACCUUAACCAGAUUGAUUCAAGAAGAUUCAAAAUCCAGUUAUUGCAAAUGUGGUUGCAAAAAAAAGAAAGAAAACGUUAACUUGGACCAACCGUCUGCUGCUACAUCUACUACUUCAUUUACAACAGCUUUGAACAAUAAAACUAGUAAUCCAUUACCUGACAGUGGCUUUGUUAAACUAAUUGAAGAAGGUACACAAGACAGUAAUACAUUUUAUGUAGGUGCUUCUGGCUUCUUAAAAGAUGAUAACUAUGAAGUUGUAAUACAGCUCAGAAAGAAGGAUACUGAGAAAGCUAACAGUAUUACUACAAAGCAAUCAGAGUCAGACACAAAACACGUUAAUCCUUCAGAUAUACAGGAAAUUGUGCAAAAUAUAUUAGAUAACGUUCCUUCUAAUAAAAACUUAAAUGAAGGUUCCACGUUACCAUUAAGAGUAGCAACAAAUGUUGACGCAAAUAAAACAUUGCAUGAAUCUGUUAAUGAACAAAUUGUAGAGAAACAGCAUAUGGAGGUAGAAAUGCCUCAAGAGUCGAAUUUAGAUUCUCAGUUUAAAAACGUGUGUGAGAAAGCAGUUCUUACCUCUUUUCAUGAUGAUUUUGCUUAUUCCGCCACUGUAUCUAAAACAGAUUCAGUAUCAAGACCAGGUACUUCUACUUAUACCCAAACUUCGUUCAACUCAUCUGUACCAAGACCAGUCUUUAUGCACCUGAGUUCCACAACAUCUACUGCAUAUAUGAGUCCCCCAGAAUUAAUUUUACCAAAAUUUUUAAAACAAAAUUAUGUUGUCACUAGAGAAGAACUCUAUGAAUCAGAAAAUACAAUGAAUCAUCUGGAUUCUAAUUUUGAUGUGCUUGAAAGUGACCACUGUGCUGAAUUGAAUAACUGCAGACUUAGAGUUAGCGAGAAAUAUCCAUUAAAUACACCUCCUAACACUGCUCGUAGUCGUAGCAAAGAAGAUGUUCGUGAUGGUACAGAGAGGAAGAAAAGAAAAUGUAUAUGUCAUAAAUGCAGAAGCCAUAGUGACACUAAUGUUUAUCACAAAACUAACGGCAAACGAAGAAAUGCGUUCAAAACAAAAUCAUCAAAAGAUUUGCCAUCCGAAAAUGGUUACGCUAUGCUAAAACAAUCACCAAAAAAAAUAAUAGCAAAUACACAUUCCAGUAACAAAGCAAACCAUAAAAUAAAUCCUAUCGUAAAAGAAUAUGUCAACAAACUUUUGGAUCUUAACAGUGAAGGACUUAAGGCUAUCAAAGUUAUUAACCAAGACUGUAGUGCAGUAGCCACCCCUUGCAGCUCCAUUAUUAAUUUGUCAUGUAAUAGAAACAAAGAUAAAUCUACUGUAGAGAGCAAAAUUUCCCUCGAGCAAAUUAAAAAUAUUCUUAAACAACAAAUCUUAAAUGAUGAUAUAAAAGCAAAACCGUCUGUCAUUAAAAUCAAUAGAAAUAGUGAUACUGAAAAAAUAUCAAUACCUACAAAGACGCAAAAUAGUUACAAAUUACUCAAACGGAAAUCAAUGCACAAAGUUAGAUCGUUAAAUAUUUCCAAACACAUAUUAAAGAAAAAGAAAUUAUCUGAUACUAACAUUUCAAAACGCCAAUCAAGAAAAACUGCUGCUUCUGUAUGUUUAUCAGCCCGUGAGGAAAAUAAAUUACCUCGCACAGAAAGACGAGGAAUUGUAAAUCGUAGUAAAAGUUCCUCGACUCCAAGAAAGUGCACUUACUCUGAAUAUAAAAAUAGUACUAGUUCAGAUAUUGUUGAAUCAUCAAAUGGUAAAAAAUGUAAUAGUUCUGGUAUAAAUCCUCAAGAAAUCAUGAAUAAUAAACCAGUUAAAAGCGCCAAGUGCGUCAAAUCACAACAAAAGAAAAAAUCUCAUUUACCAACUUAUAGAUCCACUAGGGCUUCUUUUUCGUCAGACUCUGGUACAUACGGAGCAGUCUUCCGGCAUUUACGUCCACCAGAACCACCAGUGCAUAUAUCAACUCAAACUAAUGGAAUCAUUGAUACUGAAAUACAUUUCAUGAAGGUAGCUGAAAACAAAUUGCAAAAUAUGGAGAAAAUUGCUGAUUUAACUGAAAAGUGCACUAAACGUUUAUCUAAUUUGGCUAAAGUUUUAGAAGAAGUCAGAAGAAAUAAGUCUUUAGUAUAUGGGCAGAUUUCUACAUCCGACUCUGCACCAGAGUCUGAACAAAAACCAGAGAAAAAUGAGAUGUCAACAGAAAUUUCUGGGCAUACAUCUGAACAUAAUAUUUUAACCCGAAGUACAGAAAACGUUCAUAACGUUCCUUCUUUAACUAUGCCAGAAAAACUAGAUGACCAAUUUGUUUAUGUAAAAGAUUCAACAGACUUCACGCCAUUUUUGAAAGAUAUCCCUAAACCGGACGUCUCAACAUCUCCCCCCUGUUAUGCUGGAUUGGAAAUAACCGAUAAAUCGACUAAUGCGCAUCAAGAAUCUGAAAAUACUAAAAGUAGAGGAAGACCACCUCCAGCAUUGUCUCGUAUCCAUUUAAAAGGUAAACAUGAUGUUAUCAAUAUUACUCCACACGAGUUGUCUACAGUUGUUGAAGUUGAUUCUCCUAUGAGCAUUAGACUAAAAAACCAACCUUCGCGACAAGACUCCAUGACAAGACUGGAAGUGUUGGAAAAAUCUGAUGAUGUAUUGAAUGACAACAAUAAAUGCGUGACGACAGUUAAUGGAACGACUGAUAAAAAACAUGUAGAUCCUGAUUUACUGAAAAGUAAUAUUAGUAAAACAAAACGUCUAUCCAAAGUAUCGUCAACAGAUUCUUCAGAUGAUUCUAAAUUGAAAAUGAUGAACAUGAAAACUUUUAAUGACAUUAUGUUAAAACCCUUUAUUAGCUUAAAGGAAUAUGCCAAACAAUGCAAUAUUGGAUUAGACGAAGGUUCAAAUCUAGAAGAUUUAUUAAAAGAUGACCCAAUAAAUGACGACUUAAGUUCUCUUCAUUCAGAUGGCAGCUUACCUGAUGUAAUUGCAGAAUUAUUGAAAAGAAAUGUGAUUAGUGAGCCUUUUAAAUUUGACACAGGGUCAAAUGUUAAUUCGACUGUGUCUUCAGAAUCAACUCUGUCAGUUUUAGCUUUAUCUAAAGCUAGAAAAGAAAAAAAGAAAUCUGGUAUGUUAUUGAAGAAUAAAGAAAAUAUAAUAGAGACUUCUGAAACAUUAAGUUUAUCUUCUAAUCCUGAUUUAGAAAACGCUUUUCAAAAACUUGGUAUGGGAUGGGCUUCAUCAACUUUAAAGAAAACUAAAGAGCGAUUAGCUUUAUCUUCCUCAUCUAAUACAUCUAGUUCUAGUAUGACAAAGUUUAAAAUUAAAAGUUUUAGCCAAGAUUUACCCAACCUGGCAAGUGACUCGACAUCAUCAUUCAUGGAAGUCUCAAAUAAACGUAAAAUGUCUUCACCUGGAAAAUAUAAUGUAGCAGAAAUUUCUAGGAACGCUGUUCAGCAGACAUCACUAACAAAUUCUAUGACUGUGAAAGAGUUUCUUACAAAUGAACUGGCUAAGAAAAUCACUUUUAAUAAUAAAUCAACCAGAAAGGGAGAAGAGGAAUUUAUAUCUUUAUAUGAGACCAAAAUGCCAGAGCAGAUGAAACAUACUAAUGUAGAGCUUGAAGAGGAAAACAGCAUCGCUAACCAAAACAGGGCCCGCACAUCAACCCCAGUCCAAAUAUUCAAAUCAAAUACAUAUCAUUCAACUUCUACUUCAAAUACUUCCAAUGGCUUUUUUAGUAAUGCCGACGAUUUAUCUUCUGUGAAAGUAACUUCCUCCAUACGCAACCAUUCCACGUCUGACAAGGAUGACUUAACCAUUCCGAAUUAUAGCCUCAAAACAAAAAAAGGGCAGUCUGAUUGUAGCAAAAGUGAAUGAAUUAGUUUAAUUAAAUUUUGUUUUAUUUAUGUAUUUUUUUAUGAAUUUUAUAAUGGCAUGUUACUUAAAAAUGAAUUAUUAUUGUUUUUUUCUAUUUGUAGAUAUAUUAUGAAUAAAUUGAUGUGGUUUAAAAAUA
Molecule: messenger RNA, 6345 nt
Organism: Bicyclus anynana (squinting bush brown)
Lineage: Eukaryota; Metazoa; Arthropoda; Insecta; Lepidoptera; Nymphalidae
Gene: ana1
Exons: 11
Coding region: 156-6209 (2017 amino acids)
Source: RefSeq, a predicted model, not a curated record